UUGACAAACAGGAGGAAGAGCACCGGUCCCAAUAUUGAUCCUUGGGGAAUGCCCUGUCUGAUAGUCAGCUGUUCAGAUGUGGUUUUCCCUAAUGUAAUAAAUUGCUUUCUCUGAGACAGGUAAGUUUCCAAGUUGGGUUUCAGUUUCUAGAACUCACAUGUCAGCAUAACCCUAGUUGUUUGGUGCAAUACUUCUGAAGGUUUGGGAGAACUCAAAAAGCUAUGGAAACACUCAGCUACAGCUGAAACUGUUUUCUAUUUCUAAAGUAAUCAACAAAUUAUGUUCUAAAUUCCUUAAACGUCUUAUCCUCACAGAUUUCACCAUGGAGACAGGCAGAAUUGGAGUUCCACAUGGCGAAAUGAGCAAAGAAGCACAGACUGCAAUGUGGACACAGCACCAGCAGUAUCAUGACUCUGGUAUCAUGUCAGGUGUGACCACCACUGCGCACUCAAUCAAAGGUGAUGAGGAUGAUGAUUACAUGAAGACAAGUCACAUGCAAUUUGAAUGGGAAACAGGCUUCUCUGACCAGGAGAUGCAUGCCAUGAAUGAACAGUUUGUCUCUACUAGGAGUCAACGUAUUCGUCAAGCCAUGUUCCCAGAAACGCUAGAGGAAGGAGCUCAUAUCCCUUCCACACAGUUUGAUUCCACCUCAUCCACAGCCGUACAACGUCUUGCUGAGCCAUCGCUCAUGCUCAAACAAGCUGUUGUCAACCUCAUUAACUAUCAGGUAAAUACUGUCAACAUUUUUGUGAUCAUUCAUACAUACAUGCAGUACUUCUCAGGAGAAACCUAACAGGGAAGUCAACGU
Messenger RNA from Orbicella faveolata, 808 nucleotides. Its product is annotated as catenin beta-like. NCBI's taxonomy places the organism in Eukaryota, Metazoa, Cnidaria, Anthozoa, Scleractinia, Merulinidae. Gene Ontology annotation, molecular function: cadherin binding. The record is from RefSeq and is a predicted model, not a curated record. Gene Ontology annotation, biological process: cell adhesion.